This is a messenger RNA of Olea europaea var. sylvestris, 1443 nucleotides long. Its product is annotated as MATH domain and coiled-coil domain-containing protein At3g58210-like. Gene Ontology annotation, molecular function: protein binding. The coding region runs from base 132 to 1337 and encodes 401 amino acids. The transcript is spliced from 7 exons. The record is from RefSeq and is a predicted model, not a curated record. NCBI's taxonomy places the organism in Eukaryota, Viridiplantae, Streptophyta, Magnoliopsida, Lamiales, Oleaceae.
CUCAAAUUUCAGGCACCCCUUCCACCACCACUCCCACAAGGCCGCAUGAAUUAGAACUCCUGGAUUCGAAAUUCGGUUGACUUCAUUUUCUGAUCAUUUCGGUUUCUGAUAUUGGAAAUCUUCAUCGAACCAUGGAAGUUGUAGCACAGGAAAAAAGAGGAAGCAUUGUGAAAAAUCAGUUGUUGGAGGGUUGUCAGAUAACAAAGCUCACAUGGAGAAUUGAUAACUUCUCUAGGUUAAAUGUAAAGAAGAUCUUCUCUGAGAUAUUUAUGGUCAGUGGAUUUAAAUGGAGGAUCUUUCUCUACCCGAAAGGGAUCAGGGUUGAUGAUUAUUUGUCCGUAUAUCUCGAAGUUGUUGAUGACGCUACGGCACCAGUUGGGUGGUUUAUAGAUGCUGAUAUAACUUUCAAUGUGGUCGACCAAAUUGAUCACAAGAAGACUGUAGAUCAUGAAACAAAAUGCACAUUCAAGCAGCGGCAUGUUAGUUGGGGAUUUCCUACUUUUAUCUCUCUUGAUAAAUUACAUGAUCCAGGCAGAGGUUAUAUUUUUGAUGACACGUGUAUAAUUGAAGUUGAGGUAUCUGUGAGUGCUACUUCUCCAGUUUCAGGGAAUAGAGACCAACCUGCUGAUUCCUCUGUUGCUGUUCAUCCGAGCAUAAAUAACCCCCUUCACUUAGAUACUAUGGAUUCUAUUUACAGCAAGGCUCAAUCCUUCAUUAAGUCGAGAUCGAAGCGAUCUUUUAGCUCGAUAUCAGAUUCUAGCAUCACCGUCGCUGGUAGUUCUGCUCAAGACAAUGCGGGUUUGGUAAAAGGACAUUUUAACGAAUUGAUUUCACUUCCCUUGAAUGAUUUGGCUGAUCCCAAUCAUGAAAGUGCAAUGAGAGAAUCUUUGUUUACACUUGGCAACGACCUUACUUCAUUUUCCGAGGAACAGAUCCAACAAAUCAACAGGUUGAAAGAUGAAUUUCCCAGGAUUAUUGAAGACUGGAGGGAUUCGGUUCAGGUUCUCGAUGACUGCCAGAGCUUCUUGUCAAAUUUCGAAAAGACCAAGAAUUUACUCGAAGAUGCAGUUAAAACCGAAGAGGCAAUCAAGGGUACACUAGACAAGUUGAGAAUGAGAACUAACGAACUCGAAAAGGAGCUGGAGGCAGCCAGAAAAGAAGCGAAACAGCUUGCAGAGCAAAGACAAGAAGCAUCGAAAAAAACACAUGAAUCUUAUGUUAUUGCAGAAGAUCAGAGUGUCAUGAUUGAACUCAAAGAGCUGGAGAUUACUCAAGCAAGAGACGAGUUAGAGGAUUUGAAGGCUGAGUGGGACUCCAUUAAAUCUCAUUUCAUAUGAAUCUUAUGCUUUUAUAAUUGUUUGUUUCACUUCUGUUUCAUCGAGCACUGGGACUUAAUAAUAUUGUUUGAUAACAUUCAGUGUGUUAUGUGUUUUUGGCUUCUUA